AUGUUAUUGAACGCAUUGCGGAUUCCGGCGAGUUUCAAGUGCCCACAGGGAACAGUUUGCAGUGGCUUAGAAGGACUUUGUUUACUGCUAAAACGACUAGCAUACCCAUGCCGCUAUUUCGAUUUAAUUUCAACUUUUGGACGUCCGGUGCCAGAGCUGUGCAUGAUCGCUAACACUGUACUUGAUUGGGUUUUUAAUGAACAUGGGUUUCGUUUAACCUCUUGGAAUCAGCCAUUUCUUACCCCUGCUUGCCUUCAAGAAUACGCCUGUGCUAUAGCAAGACAACGAAGUCCACUUACCAAUUGUUUUGGUUUCAUUGACGGCACGGUUCGCCCAAUAUGUCGCCCUGGAGAAAAACAGCGCGUUGUAUACAACGGGCACAAGCGUGUUCAUGCGCUAAAAUUCCAAUCCGUAGUAGUGCCAAAUGGUUUGAUAGCAAAUCUUUAUGGUCCGGUGGAGGGUGCACGCCACGAUGCAGGGAUGCUUAAAGACUCUGGCCUGCUGCAAACGCUGGAAAGAGAAGCUUACAAUCCAAUGGGGGACGUCCUAUGUCUCUAUGGAGACCCAGCUUACCCUCUUCGUCUUCAUUUAAUGGCCCCUUACCGAAUAGGGGAGGUCCCAGUAUUUACAGCCGAUAUGGAAGCAUUUAAUUCAGCAAUGAGUUCUGCUAGAGCUUCGGUGGAAUGGCUUUUUGGCGAUAUCUCCAACUCGUUCAAGUUCUUAGAUUUCAAGAAAAACUUAAAGUUAGGAUUAAGCGCAGUUGGAAAGCAGUAUAUAGUGUCCGCACUGUUUAGAAAUAUUCUCACCUGCCUUUAUGUUAACACAACAUCAACACAUUUUCAACUUGAUCCACCAACUGUUCAAGACUAUUUGGCCUAAUGGCAUCACAGUAUAUCAAGUAGAGAUGUCUGAGCGCGAUGCAAAGUUACAAAAUAUAUUAGGUUGUUCUAGCAGCUAAUCCAGGAUUUCAGGUUUUAUUUUUUCAUUCAAGAUUACUGCUAGUGUCUGGUGAGUCUUCAGUCCGUGAAAAUGAAAUUUAAAAAGAGAAAGCAGCAAGGCUUAAAAAAAGAAUAAAACAAAUGUUCACUUAAAUCCAGGACAAAGCGGCCUUUUCGUAUAACCCAUGAAGUUCUUGUGAAGUACUAAUCAGAUUUUAAAACAUUGGUCAGAGUUGUCUUUGUUUGCCGGGUGUUGGGUCAAGGAAAGGGUCUGAACCGGGAAGGGAGGGCACAGAAAACUCUGAUUGACACUAAGUUUAUGUUUUUGUAAUGGAAUGAAGUUGUUAAACCUUGGAGUUAAGUAUGCAGUUGCCAUGGUAAUCAUCUACGGUAUGUGCAACAACUUUACUAUGAACUAAUACAGUGACUAUUCACUGUUAACUUAAUUCCUGUAUGAAAAAGAUAAUGGAUCCAAACCGUCAAAGAAAUAAAAAUUUCAUGACCAUUUUGGUAAAAAAUAUUGAAUUCCUGUAUUAUGGAAAACAUGAACAAUAAACAAGUUAUCCUUUUUCUUGUUUCUACUCACAAUAAUUCACCAAACAAAGUUCACCACGCAUGCUUAUGUAUUUUUGGGGAAUUUUCUGAUAACUAAUAGAAAAAUGCAACAGUUUGUUAAAGGUUCUGUGAAACAAACAACAACGUAUUAGAGUCUCCAAAAAAUGCAAAAUGCCCCUUUAAAUUGAAUGCAUGGGAUGGCAAAACAGCCAAGCUCUCAAACAACAAAACUCUUAAAUGUUAUCACUUUGUAAGUUUCUGUACUAGAGCAAGAACAAGGUUUUGUGUGUUCAUUUGACUUUGCAUCAUUUGCUUCAUCUGCUCUUGUUGCACUUUGAAUUGUUCUUUUUGCUGCUCAGCCUGAAGUUGCAGCUGCUGUCUUUGAAGUUCCAGCUCUUCUUUUCUGAGGUCUGUUUCCUUGGCUGUUUUCUCUGCUAAAUACUGAAAAGGAUCAGAACUAGCUCUUCUUUUUCUUCCUCUUCUCUUUACAGUCUUCUUCUCUGUGGCACUUUCGUCCCCAGAAUCAGAGGCUUCACCACUUGCUCCAGCCUUUGCCCACGUGGUCAUGGCUUUAUCUCUACAUGCAAGUGCAUCCUUCCUCUUCUGGUCAUCUUUUUUGCUGUUUGCAUUUCCUACACGAAGUGUUGUUGACUCCAUGGCCGCAACUAUUUCCUCAAGCAAUGUUUCGUUUUCUGUUGGUGGAUCAGGGUUGAUCCCACUUGCUUUUUCUUCUUUGUUUUUCUUGUUCUUGUAGUCUUUUAACAGCAUGUCUCUAAAAAGACUGAAGCAGUUUAGUUUUUCGGCUACUUCUGUCCAUGUUUGGCCAGCUUCUUUGCUGCCCACUUUGUACAGAAAUGGCUCCGAGGAGUAUAAUUCCCGAAGGAGCAGAGUAUUUUUUGCUUCAUUCCAACGAAAUGACCCACUAAAAAAGAACACAUUUUAUAAAAUUAAUACGUAGCAUGAAAAGUAUUUUCUUAAUACAAAAUUGCAUCCUGCCAAUCACGUUUUAUCACCUGUUGAUCAAUAACACCAUAAAAAGCUGUCCUUAGGCUGCUGUCUCCAGUCAGUAAAUUAUUUUAUUUGGGAAACAAGGUUAAAUUAAAAAAAAACAUUAAUUUUAAAUCCAAAGUAAAAAUAAGACUCUCAAUUUGGUCAUUGCAUCAGAUUUUGAUUCACCAUAGUUCUCCAUUAACUUCCCUUCCCAAGCUUCAACUCUCCUUCUGCAUAUCAAUUUUAGGACACAAAACCAGUAUAUAAAUUAAUGUAUGAGCAUUUGAAAAACGAUUUAUACAAAUGCCAUUUUCAGACAUUUGAGCUUACUUUGUUCGAACAGAGACGGCUGACUCGCCACUGGAGCACACACUAAAGAGACAAAAAAAUACCCAGUCAGUGUCAUGAUUGACAAUGAAGUUUCCGUUUUAUAUAAAACAGGGUUCGUACUCUUUUGAGCCCUUCAAAUUCCAUGACUUUCCAUUACUUUUUCCAUGACCUUUUCCAGUCUUCCAUGACUUUGGUUAUAGCUGCCACUUAAGAAAAUUUUCAAAACUAUCCUUGUUUUUAUUUAGGGUAUUUACCUUACUCAGUGCAACAGAUAACACUUUAGUGUCCACCAUAUGUGCCAUUUCUAAAAGCCGUUUAAUUACGUCUUUUUGUCCUUAUUUUGGACUGUGCACGAACUAGUCUAGCAAACAUAACUUCAAUUUUCCAUGACUUUCAAUGACCGACAAUUAAAUUCCAUGACUUUCAAGGCCUGGAAAAUGAAUUCUUAAAUUUCAUGACUUUCCAGGUUUUCCAUGACCUGUACGAACCCUGUAAAAGCUUUUACAAUCUAUUUUGAUUUGGAAAAAGUACAUACUUCCAACAAAGUUCGCAGUUCACCUUUGAAAAGUAGAAAAAGAAAGUGAAUUACCUGCUUUCAUCUCCUGUUGACAUCCUAAUCUGCUUGUAA
This is a messenger RNA of Porites lobata, 3441 nucleotides long. The record is from the annotation of a GenBank genome assembly. NCBI's taxonomy places the organism in Eukaryota, Metazoa, Cnidaria, Anthozoa, Scleractinia, Poritidae.